Messenger RNA from Adineta ricciae, 1935 nucleotides. The record is from the annotation of a GenBank genome assembly. NCBI's taxonomy places the organism in Eukaryota, Metazoa, Rotifera, Eurotatoria, Adinetida, Adinetidae.
AUGUCAAGAAUUCCUCCACAUCGUCGUUAUACCCUUCAACCAUCAGCAAGACAAGUUUCAUCGAGUUCUCGGUACGCAGGUGACGAUCCUUGGGUUAACGAAUUAUUAAAUCGUGAAAUUGAUUUUUCGAAAUUAAUUCGCCAACGACCAUCAAUUGAAAUUGUCAAUCCAAGAAUUAAUCAUAUUGCGUAUGCUCCGAUCAGAAGAGAAAUACAUCAUCAGUAUCGACUAAGACCUUCAACUCAACAUAAUUCAAAUUCGUUAAACUCAAAUUCAACAUCACGAACAUGGAUUAUUGAUCAAACAAAUCAACCUAACAAGCAUUUACCCAAACACAAUUCGCACAAAAGGAGUUUUGAUGAAGAAGAAUCACUCGUGAGAUAUCAAAGAAGAUUUAUACCUUCCAAACGAGAUUCUUCAUGCGUACAUGAUGACGACGAUGGCGAAAACAGUGAAAAUAAAACUCUGUGGAAUUUAUACAGUAGAAAAGAAAAACGGAAUAUUUUGAUAUAUAUCAUCGGAAUAAUGUUAUACAAAUUUGGUUUAGAAGCGUUUAACGGUUCGAUCGUUAGUUUGGCAGCAAAUCGCUACGAUCGUGAUGCCAUGCAAAGUGGAAUGUCGGCGAAAACAUUUGAAAAGGUCGGGUUAAUAAUUGGACUAAACCAAGCUUGUCAGUGUAUUGGAUCGAUUCUUAUCGCUCCGUUGAUCAAACGUUGGCCGACGCGAACGGUUUUAUCCAUAUCGAUAUUUCUAUUUUCCAUAUUCGCCGCAUUGUUAAUGAUCAUCGACGGAGCGACAGGCGGAAAAAUCAAACCAAAUCCAUUUUAUCCGAUGCACGAACACGAUUAUAGCUACUAUGGAAACUAUCCGACUAAUCUCAUCAUUCCAAUUUAUUGUCUAACUGGAAUUGCAUAUGGAAUGGUCGAAUUAAUUCGGCGUAUCAUCCCCCGGGAUAUUGUAGGAAGUGAUGAAGAAAAAUUACAACGAAUGGAUGCACUUGUUCAUGUGUUUUACGAAGUUGCUGGCGUCAGUGGGGCGUUUGUAACCGGGCUCGCGUUAAUUCCUAAACUUGGUAACAAUUAUUCUUUUAUCAUAACUCCAAUCCUUUUUACUCUAUCCGCGAUUGUUUGGUUCUUUAUUAAUGCACUUGGAAGCAAAACGAACCUUUCUAACGAUGAAAUUCCAGGCGGACAAGUUGUUAAUGAGAAAACUAAUUAUCUUAAGGCAAUUUUAAAAGGUUUUGUUCUAUUUGGCGAAUCGGUUUAUAUCGGAGGAAAAAUUAUUUUCUCUAAUCGAAAAUAUAUCUGGUUAUUACCAUGUUAUACUCUGACCUUAUACGUUCAUCGGUACAUUGAAAACGGUCUUGCUCCGCAAAUAGCAAAAAGAUAUUUGAAUAACAGCGAAUGGUCACAAAUUAUCGUUGGAGGAUCGAAUUUUGGUGAAUUGCUUGGUGCAUUAGCUGUUUUCAUCUUCACAAAGAAAAUUCAUAGUCCAAUCGUCUGGUUAAGAUUAGAUUGUUUAUUGUUGUUAAUUGCUUGGUAUAUUCCUUUUUAUAAUCCAUCGUCAAUAUCGAUAAAACAUGCGUGGAUCAUUGCGGCAACAUUCCUUCCGUUUGGUUUUGGUUCGGCAGGUGAUGAUGUUUCAUUAAAUGCGCAUAUCCAGUCGGUUUUAAGUAAACCGGAAUUGAAAAACCGUGAUGUUUCGUCGUUAGGUGCUGUGAUGGCAUUUCUCUAUUCGUCAUAUAUUAUUCUUUAUGCGAUUUGCAAUCCUCUACUCGGAAAAUAUAUCGAUUCAGUUUACAACGCAAGACAAACCAUUCGACCAGCGUUGAUUUUCACAGCUGGAGUACAAAUUUCGGCUAUUUCGUUUGUGAUUUUACUUUCGACUUUCAUUCCGAGGAAGUCUUGGAAAUUAAAUCCCCGUUUAGAAGAAUAA